AUGCCCUUUCCUGGAGAGAGACGGAACUAUCGUGGAUCCUCUGGGGAGCCUCAACAACCUUAUGAUGCUGACGAGGCAGAGAAGAGUCUCUCCAGAUCAGAACUCCACAAGAAACACCAGCAGAGAUCCACAGGGAAGAUAACUCACUGCUGCUCUGACUGUGGGAAGAGAUUCACCUCCUCAGGCAUUAAAAUUCAUCAGAGAACACACACAGGAGAGAAACCUUAUAGCUGUGGUCAAUGUGGGAAGAGUUUUACUACAUCUAUCCAGCUGACAUUACACCAGAGAACACACACAGGAGAGAAACCUUACAGCUGUGAUCAAUGUGGGAAGAGUUUUGGUAGAUCUGGCCAGCUGACAUCACACAAGAGAACACACACAGGAGAGAAACCUUAUAGCUGUGGUCAAUGUGGGAAGAGUUUUGGUAGAUCUGACCAGCUGACAUUACACCAGAGAAUACACACAGGAGAGAAACCUUACAGCUGUGAUCAAUGUGGAAAGAGAUGUACUACAUCUGGCCAGCUGACAUUACACCAGAGAACACACACAGGAGAGAAACCUUACAGCUGUGAUCAAUGUGGAAAGAGAUGUACUACAUCUGGCCAGCUGACAUUACACCAGAGGAUACACACAGGAGAGAAAUCUUAUUGCUGUAAUCAAUGUGGGAAGAGUUUUACUCAGCUAAACAGCCUGAUAGUACACCAGCGGACACACACAGGAGAGAAACCUUUUAGCUGUGAUCUAUGUGGGAAGAGAUUUACUACAUCUAGCGCUCUUACUUCACACCAGAGAAUACACACAGGAGAGAAACCUUUUAGCUGUGAUCUAUGUGGGAAGAGAUUUACUACAUCUAGCUCUCUGACUAAACACCAGAGAACACACACAGGAGAGAAACCUUAUACCUGUGAUCAAUGUGGGAAGAGAUUUACUACAUCUAGUUCUCUGACUUCACACCAGAGAACACACACAGGAGAGAAAUUGUAUAGCUGUAAUCAAUGUGGAGAGAGUUUUACUCAGCUAAACAGCCUGAUAGUACACCAGUGGACACCCACAGGAGAGAAACCUUUUAGCUGUGGUCAAUGUGGGAAGAGAUUUACUACAUCUAGCUCUCUUACUUCACACCAGAGAAUACACACAGGAGAGAAACCUUAUAUCUGUGAUCAAUGUGGGAAGAGAUUUACUACAUCUAGCUCUCUGACUUCACACCAGAGAAUACACACAGGAGAGAAAUCUUAUAGCUGUGAUCAAUGUGGGAAGAGUUUUACUGGAUCUAGCCAUCUGAUUCGACACAAGAGAACACACACAGGAGAGAAAUCGUAUAGCUGUGAUCAAUGUGGGAAGAGAGUUACUACAUCUAGCUCUCUGACUUCACACCAGAGAAUACACACAGGAGAGAAACCUUAUACCUGUAAUCAAUGUGGAAAGAGUUUUACUCACCUACAAAGCCUGAUAGUACACCAGCGGACACACACAGGAGAGAAAUAUUUUAGCUGUGGUCUAUGUAGGAAGAGAUUUACUAGAUCUAGCUCUCUGACUUCACACCAGAGAACACACACAGGAGAGAAACCUUAUAGCUGUGAUCAAUGUGGGAAGAGAUUUACUACAUCUAGCUCUCUGACUAAACACCAGAGAACACACACAGGAGAGAAAUCUUAUAGCUGUGAUCAAUGUGGGAAGAGAUUUACUACAUCCAGCUCUCUGACUUCACACCAGAGAACACACACAGGACAGAAACCUUAUAGCAGUAAUAAAUGUGGGAAGAUAUAGCUGUGACCAGAGAUAAUCUGAUAAAAGAUCUCGGAUUCAACAUCAGAAAAUACAUGUUGUUUCAUGAUAUCAAUGAAAUCAUUUUUUUAAUAUUGUGGAAGUAUUUUAGUAACGAUGUCACAAUGUAGAAUGUUUUAACAUUGUAGAAGGAAUAUUUUAAUGAUGUUCUACCUUAUCCUUAUCCUUAUCCUUAUCCUUCUAAGGAGUAUUUUAUCUGAGGAGUAUUUUAAUGAUGACCUUAUCGUUUGCCCUGUUCAAUUGAUUGCAGCAUGAUAUGGAUAUUAGCCUCAGGGGGAAAUCCAGGCUCUGAAUUGAAAGAGUACUAUUUAUGAGAUUUAACAAAAUGUGACUAACAAAAAUAGAGUUGUGUUACACUUACCACUUUGGUGACCCACUUGAAUCAAAAUGCAACACUUCAAAAUGUUUAGGUUUUCAAUAUAUCCCAAACUGUUUCUGCAUAUUGGUUAUUGAUUUGGACACGUUAAAACUGUGUUUUGACAUUGCGCUAUUCCCACUUAGUAAAAUGUAAUUGAAAAGAAGACUAUCCCCGACGUCCAAUAUAUGUUCAGUUGUAGUUGAAAGUGAAAGUUAAAAAGAUGUAUUUUCGGGUCGUUUUUUAAAUUAUUUGAAAACAAAUUAAUUUUAACGUACUUGCAGCCUAAACACAUGGAUGCAGUAUAAUAAAUUGGUCUAUAAUCAGUUUUAUGAACAUCAUCAUCACCCUUAAGUGAAGUAUUGCCAAUACAUAUUAACAAAGGGGUAUGCAUUUGCUUUUGAUAUUUACAAUUCAUGUAACAUUUAGUCAUAGUUAUUUAUGCAACCAGCUGACAAUUUUUGGGUACUAUUAUAUUGAAAUUGUUAUCCUGCUUUUAGAAUAUCAGGGAUCAUUCUCAGAUGUACCAACCCACAUGUACUAGAGCAUGACAUUGGGGACUGGGCCCGAUCCAACAACAUGCCUAUCGAGUGAACCCUGAAAAGAGAGAGAAGCUCGGGAUAUUGCAGGAGCUCUUGAAAUCAGACAUGACUAAUACAAUUUGAUUUGAGUUUUGUCCAAGGCGAUGAGAGUUUUAGGAGGACGAGAGUUCUAGAAGCUGGUGAGUUUUAGGAUUCUAUAGAAAGUAAUUAUAUUUUUUUCAUUUAUGUUUUGAGGUUGGACUUUAGCACGUAUAGCUCGUCAGCACGUCUAGCUCGUUAGCACCAAUCAAUGCGCCCUACGUGCUAUCUCGUUAGUCAGUAUGUGUUACACCUGUGCUGGCUUGUCCAUCUCGUUAGUGGGAAGGUGUUUCACCUGAGCUGGUCCAGGUUCUAUUUAAGAGUGUCUGGCCCAGUGCUCCACUUGUCUUGAUAGAUGUGGAGAAUCAACACCUUUAGUUGCUCCACCUUUUUGGUUUGCUUCCUGUCUUUAAGUUUGGUGUGGGUUUUAAUUUUGUUUCCCUCUUCUUGGUUAGAUUUAGUGGGUCUCAUGGUGGGUGUCUUUUAGGUCCCAGUUGUUGUUACUAGUCAACUUUCAGUGACACCCCCAUAGUGUCUUUGAGAACCCCUCCUAAAAAACAGGCUUAUAUUUUGGGUUGGAUAUUGCAUCCAAUUAGUGUUUUAAUCAAUGGAGGAUGGUAUUUCUGUUUAUUUUCAUUGUUUUCUCCUGUGAAGCCAUUGUGUUGCAUCCAUGUCUGAAAUGUGCUGUAUAAAUAAAGCUUGAUUUGAUUUCAACAAAUGAACCCAAUGACUGAUCAAUCA
This is a messenger RNA of Salvelinus fontinalis (brook trout), 3501 nucleotides long. RefSeq names its product zinc finger protein 271-like. The transcript has 2 exons. The record is from RefSeq and is a predicted model, not a curated record. Gene Ontology annotation, molecular function: RNA polymerase II cis-regulatory region sequence-specific DNA binding; DNA-binding transcription factor activity, RNA polymerase II-specific. Gene Ontology annotation, biological process: regulation of transcription by RNA polymerase II. NCBI's taxonomy places the organism in Eukaryota, Metazoa, Chordata, Actinopteri, Salmoniformes, Salmonidae. The coding region runs from base 1 to 1767 and encodes 588 amino acids.